This is a messenger RNA of Juglans microcarpa x Juglans regia, 2242 nucleotides long. RefSeq names its product importin subunit alpha-2-like. Gene Ontology annotation, biological process: NLS-bearing protein import into nucleus. Gene Ontology annotation, molecular function: protein binding; nuclear import signal receptor activity. Gene Ontology annotation, cellular component: cytoplasm; nucleus. The record is from RefSeq and is a predicted model, not a curated record. The coding region runs from base 207 to 1799 and encodes 530 amino acids. NCBI's taxonomy places the organism in Eukaryota, Viridiplantae, Streptophyta, Magnoliopsida, Fagales, Juglandaceae. The transcript has 11 exons.
GAACUUGAAUCAUAUUUAUAAGCCUUGUCGAAAUCUCUCUAGGUCUCUCUAGGGUUUUUGUUUCUCCAUCCAUCUCCCCUGAUAUAUACUACACACGCAUAUUACACCUAUAUAUAUACUCGAUAGACGCAUAUAGAUAUUUAAUUGUAUACGCGCUGCUACCGCUAGGGUUUUUCAAUUAUCGAGCUUUCGGGGACCAAGCAACCAUGUCUUUGAGGCCGAGCGAGAGAACCGAGGUCCGCCGGAAUCGGUACAAGGUUGCUGUCGACGCCGAUGAGGGCCGCCGGAGACGCGAAGACAACAUGGUCGAGAUCCGCAAGAACAAGCGCGAGGAGAGCUUGCAGAAGAAGCGCCGCGAAGGCCUACAGUCCCAGCAGUCCUUCUCUUCCUCUCUCCACGCCUCCACCGUUGAAAAAAAGUUGGAGAGUCUUCCUUCGAUGGUUGCUGGGGUUUGGUCCAGUGAUAGUAAUUUGCAGCUGGAGGCCACCACGCAGUUUCGGAAGCUGCUUUCAAUUGAGAGAAGCCCUCCAAUCGAGGAAGUUAUUCAAUCUGGCGUUGUUCCUCGAUUCGUUGAGUUUCUUGUCAGGGAGGACUUUCCUCAACUUCAGUUUGAAGCUGCUUGGGCCCUUACAAACAUAGCAUCAGGAACUUCGGAGAACACAAAGGUGGUGAUCGAUCAUGGAGCAGUUCCUAUCUUUGUUAAGCUACUGGGUUCUUCGAGUGACGAUGUGCGGGAGCAGGCUGUGUGGGCAUUGGGAAAUGUUGCCGGGGAUUCUCCUAGAUGCCGUGAUCUUGUACUUGGCCAUGGAGCCUUGCUUCCAUUGCUGGGACAGUUGAAUGAGCAUGCAAAGCUUUCGAUGCUGAGAAAUGCCACAUGGACGCUGUCUAACUUCUGCAGGGGCAAGCCACAGCCUCCCUUUGAUCAGGUGAAGCCAGCACUUCCUGCUCUUGAGCGUCUCGUCCAUUCAAAUGAUGAAGAAGUCCUGACAGAUGCUUGCUGGGCUCUCUCAUAUCUUUCUGAUGGUACAAAUGACAAAAUCCAAGCAGUGAUUGAAGCAGGUGUUUGUGCCCGACUUAUUCAGCUCCUCCUACAUCCAUCUCCUUCAGUGCUCAUCCCUGCCCUUCGCACAGUUGGAAAUAUUGUGACAGGAGAUGAUCUUCAGACUCAAUGUAUAAUCACCUAUGGUGCACUGCCAUGUCUUUUGAGCCUGUUGUCCCACAAUCAUAAAAAGAGUAUCAAGAAAGAAGCCUGUUGGACUAUCUCAAACAUUACAGCUGGAAACAGGGAGCAGAUACAGGCUGUUAUUGAUGCUGGUUUAAUUGCCCCCUUGGUCAAUCUGCUACAAAAUGCAGAGUUCGAUAUAAAAAAAGAGGCUGCAUGGGCAAUUUCAAAUGCUACUUCGGGGGGUACCCAUGAUCAAAUUAAGUUCCUGGUGAGUCAGGGGUGUAUAAAACCAUUGUGUGAUCUUCUUGUAUGCCCUGAUGCAAGGAUCGUCACUGUCUGUUUAGAAGGGUUAGAAAACAUUCUGAGGGUUGGGGAAGCGGAGAAGAGUUUGGGCAACACUGGAGAGGUUAACUUGUAUGCCCAGAUGAUAGAUGAUGCUGAGGGAUUGGAGAAAAUUGAAAAUCUUCAGAGUCAUGACAAUAAUGAGAUCUAUGAAAAGGCAGUUAAAAUUCUUGAAACAUAUUGGUUGGAGGAUGAUGAUGAAACAGUGCCUUCGGGUGAUGGUUCUCAGCCUGGCUUUGGCUUUGGAGGGAAUGAGGUUCAAGUUCCAUCGGGUGGAUUUAACUUUAGCUGAAGGGAUCAGAGUUGGAUGGAGAAGUCCACGCCUGGGAUGGUAAGGUAUAUGUUGGGUCAGGUCAGGGCACCUUGCGGCAUCUCAUUUGAGUCUCGUCCUGUGUCCGCUGUGGUCGAAGGGGUUUCAAAGGUGGGUCAGUGUAUACUGUCAUGUCCAAAUAAGGAGUCAGGUGGGUUUAAUUCUGGCAUGAUGGCAUAGUCAGCUGUUCUUAGUAUUUUCACCUGGUACCAUGGAAGAAGGUGUCCCCCAAGUUCAUUGUUGCAUGAACAGCGCCCCGAUGGAUGUGCUGGUGGGGGUCUCUUGAAUGCGUAUUAGAGUCAUAUUCUUUUUCCCGGAGUCAUGUAUGAGUUGUUUCCAUAUAGUCUGGAUUUUGUAUCUUGUCGGGGUGGAUAUGGUAUUGCUGUAUGGAAGGAAGAGAGUUAAUGUAUUUUUUUGUGUGGUUA